AUGAUUGAAAUAUCAUUUUCUGAAUUGCAAACGACGAUCGAAAAUGAAGCCAAUACAGAAGGGGAAAAUAAUGUGGAUCUUGUGCCAACAACUGAGCAAAUAUUUGAUCCAAAUAUAAAACUUCUCAAUUCAGGAAAAAUCGAUGAGGAUGAUGAAAAAGAUGAUGAAGAAGAGACGAGUAUAAGGGAUAAAAUGUUAGCAAUACGUGACGUUGCUUAUUUUCUACGUCGACAUAAAUUUCAUGAUUACGACAGAAGAUAUCACACAAAUGUUAACGAUGUGCCAAGACGAUUGUACGAGGACUUUCCAAAACCGCCACUCAAGAUCUUACACUGGGAAGUUCAUAAGGAGUGUGAAACCAGCUUUGUCCUUUGUCUUAAGUACCUUCAAAGGAUAGUGAGUCUCGUUGCUUUGAGGCGAGAAGAUGACACCGUCACAAUUAUGUUGGAACACAAUUGGACACUGCCUAAUAAUACUCCACAGAUCAACAUAACACAAAGUGAAUGCGAACAAAAAAAUAAAUCAGAAGAACAAUUAUUCGAACCAUUUAAAGGACCAAUUGAGCGAUUUCAAUGGCGCACGUCUGCGAGUUAUUACAUGUGUUGGUAUACGAUGCUUGGUACACAUGAAUUGACCCAUUUUGGAGAACCGUGCGAUAACCAUGCAGAUUGUUUGGGAAUUUAUGGGACCCAUAACAAAGAUCCAAGAGCAGACGACAAAAACCCAUUUGCCUGUGCCAUCUACAGUUUCUGUCCUGAUGCAUGCUGUUCUAUGAAGCAUAUCACAAAUUGGAAAGAAUGUUACCAAAAUAAUCCCUGCUAUGAAAAUAAUCCACCAAAUAAACGUGAAUGUAAAUUAAGCCCAUCGGAGAACCAGAAUUUUGAAGCUUUGAUGAGAAAUGAAAUAAACGUAACAUGCCAUUGUCAAAAAUCGGGUUAUGAGUGGUCCUCUAGAUAUGGAAUAUGCAUCGAUGUGGAUGAGUGCAUCACUAAUAAACACAAUUGUUCUUUGAGUUUGGGAGAAAGCUGUUUCAAUUUGCCUGGCGAUUUUGUCUGUGUCUGCCAGUUUGGUUACAUUUAUAAUUUACAAAAGCAAGGAUGCAUACCGGAUCUAAUAGUUGAAAAUCUAUUACACAAACGUAGUAAAAUUCCUCAAAAAAUGAUUCAACACAAAAUGGAAUUCACGAGGAUGAAACGUAAUGUAAAAGUUAAGGCAGAACACUAUACGUGUCGUUGA
Messenger RNA from Leptopilina boulardi, 1236 nucleotides. RefSeq names its product growth arrest-specific protein 6-like. The coding region runs from base 1 to 1236 and encodes 411 amino acids. Gene Ontology annotation, molecular function: calcium ion binding. The record is from RefSeq and is a predicted model, not a curated record. The transcript has 4 exons. NCBI's taxonomy places the organism in Eukaryota, Metazoa, Arthropoda, Insecta, Hymenoptera, Figitidae.